GGAGAAAGCAGAGCAGCCGCCGUCGCUGUCGCUGCGAGCCAGACAAGUCGAGGUUCUGAAGGUGGAGCCUGGAGAGCCGUUCUGGUUGAAGGUUUAGAACAGAUGUGGAAAGAUGUUCACUUCAGAGAAAGGGGUUGUGGAGGAAUGGUUGUCAGAGUUUAAGACACUACCAGAAACAUCUUUACCAAAUUAUGCUACAAAUUUGAAAGACAAGAGUUCUUUAGUUUCAUCUCUCUAUAAAGUUAUCCAGGAGCCACAAAGUGAGUUGCUAGAACCUGUCUGUCACCAGCUCUUUGAAUUCUAUCGCAGCGGAGAGGAACAGUUGCUUCGAUUUACACUGCAGUUUCUUCCAGAACUGAUUUGGUGCUACCUUGCCGUCUCAGCCAGCAGAAACGUGCAUAGCAGUGGAUGCAUUGAAGCUCUUCUCCUAGGGGUUUACAAUUUGGAAAUAGUUGACAAACAGGGACAAAGCAAAGUAUUGAGUUUUACGAUUCCAUCUUUAUCCAAACCAUCUGUAUAUCAUGAGCCUUCCAGCAUUGGGUCCAUGGCUCUGACCGAGAGUGCCCUAUCCCAGCAUGGCUUGUCAAAAGUUGUGUACAGCGGACCUCACCCCCAAAGGGAGAUGCUGACAGCACAGAAUAGGUUUGAAGUGUUGACGUUCCUUUUGUUGUGUUACAAUGCUGCCCUAACUUAUAUGCCCAGUGUUUCUCUUCAAUCACUGUGUCAAAUUUGUUCAAGAAUCUGUGUUUGUGGAUAUCCUCGACAACAUGUAAGAAAAUACAAAGGUAUAAGUAGCAGGGUACCGGUUUCUUCAGGAUUCAUGGUGCAAAUGUUAACAGGAAUUUAUUUUGCCUUUUAUAAUGGAGAAUGGGAUCUAGCUCAAAAAGCAUUGGAUGAUAUUAUAUACAGAGCCCAGCUAGAAUUAUAUCCAGAGCCAUUGCUGGUUGCCAAUGCAAUACAGGCUUCAUUGCCUCAUGGUGCCAUGAAAUCUAGUAAGGAGGGUACAAGGUGUAUUCAAGUUGAAAUCACACCAACUUCUUCCAGAAUAUCAAGAAAUGCAGUAACCAGCAUGUCAAUUAGAGGUCAUAGGUGGAAAAGACACGGAAAUACAGAAUUAACAGGUCAAGAAGAACUGAUGGAGAUAUCUGAAGUUGACGAGGGAUUUUAUUCCAGGGCUGUGUCUAGUACCAGCCAGUCGGGUUUAUCAUACAGUAGUCAAAAUUGUAGUAACAAGGCAAUUGUAGGAAAGACUCAGAGACGGUCAGGAGGAAACAAAACUGGAGGAAAAGAAAAAGAAACUGCAGGGGAGUCUUGCAAAGAUCACUUUGCUCGAAAACAAACUCAGAGAGCCCAAAGUGAGAAUCUCGAGCUUCUCUCCUUGAAGAGACUUGCAUUAACAACCAGCCAAUCUCUGCCUAAACCUAGUAGUCAUGGUUUGGCUAAGACCGCUGCGACCGUAUUCAGUAAAUCAUUUGAACAAGUUAGUGGUGUCACAGUCCCAUAUAACCCAUCAUCUGCUGUUGGCUGUGGGACUGGGACAGAUACCAAUAGGUUUUCUGCUUGCAGUCUGCAAGAAGAAACGCUUAUUUACGUUUCUGAAAGGACUGAACUUCCAAUGAAGCAUCAAACAGGUCAGCAGAGACCUCCUAGUAUUAGCAUUACUUUGUCCACAGAUUAAUUUGUAAGGGUUUUCUCACGUAACCAGUGAAUCAGAAAAUACGACUUUGCUUCUUCAUGAAAGUUCCCAGGGUCGUCUUUCAUCCCUGUUCCUGACAGGAGCCCUGAUGUCUUAAAUUCUGAAGGCUACCUUGACUUUAUGAAGGGAAUAAUGUCUAGGUUGCAGUAAGUUGAAAUAUGGUUUUGUUAUUUCUUGGUUGUUUUCCCCUUGGCUUGAGUCUUUUUUUUUUUCUUACUUUCUUAUUUGUUUCUGUUGCCCUGAGAUUGUCAGUGUGACAAUACAUUUUGGCAGGCUGUCUGAUCAGAUUGGUUACAGCUCAUGAGAGGUUAUGGGUCUUUUUCUUUAAUAACUCCUAUUUUGGUAGCUGUAUGUUUGGCCUUCAGUGUAAGAGGGAAUCUCCUUGCAUGAGAACAGUUUUUUCAAGGAUGAGGCUGUGGUACAACUCCAGGAAUUCUACAGCUGGCUGCUCAGCAAGCCAGUCUGAAAAACAGACAUGGGAAAAAACAAAACUGAUAUGUAUGAAAAGUGCCUGCUAAAAAUGUUUGUAACCAGAUCAUCUUUAAGAUUAGUAGAACAGUUUAUAUAAAGCACUGGAAAAUGCCUGGUAACUCCGUAACCUAAAAUAUUAUAUGAUUCCAGGGGAUGGGAAGAGGGUUUCCAUUGUUAUCUUUGGAACAUUUUUAUAUCAGAAAUCAGACUGCUAGUAGAUGUGUUGUUUUGAAGUGUUUGAUCUGGAUUUAGCAGGUGAAAAUCCCUUUCAGUUCCUAAGAUGUAAUAGGCCAUAAAACUGACUUACCCUGCUGCUGGACUUCGGAAAUCCUACUUAGUUUGGAUUCCCACAAUUCAGAGCACACAUCAUUGAAGACUUCCUGGAAAUCACUGAAUUUUGCAACCCAUCUCUCAAGAUACCAGUGUUUACCAUAUUGAAUUGUUUGUCUACAAAUGAAGGAAAUUAGGUAAAUUUUUCAUCUAUAAAAUAUCAUUGAAAGAAAAUAAAAAUAGUGAAAUAUGGACAAAGGACAUUUAUAUAUUAACUAAUUUAGGGUUAUAUAUGUUUGUGUUCUUAAAUUUAAAAUUUUAAGUAUGAAAAAUAUUAAAUGUGUUUCUUGUUUUGUGAACAGGCCUAUUUGAAAUGUUCUUGUUAUGAUAGAAAGAAUAAUCAAUAUAGUUGCUCCCAACCAAAAAAUAAAAAUAAAAAGGCAAUAUGGCAGAAGCUAAACAAACUUGUAUGUAGCUAUAGAGAAUCAGGUGACCUCCAGAUGGAUGUAGAAAUUUGAUGUUUGCUAGUGGUGGUCAUUUCAGCUAUGGUUGAGGUUCCUUAUAAAUCGAGUAUACUUAAGUAAUAAUCUAGGGUAAGAGAGAGAAAGCAGGGUUGAGGAUGAGAGAGUAAGUUGACUGGAGAGGAAGAUGUAGGGAGCUGUCCCCUUGUUAGUGGUUAGUACACAGUGGUUUCCUUAUUCACAGUCUUUAGCUGUGGUCACACAGAGAAAAUGCUAGUUUUCCUCUUGUACCUGCUUAUGCAGAGCUCAAAUAUGUGAAAAAUUUGUUAUGUCUUGAAGACUGCUAAAGCAUUUUCACUAUGAAUGCAGUUUUGACCAUAACUGCUUUGGCUAUCGUUUUAAAUCCAAUUCUUCAAAAAGCAAGAACUAGUUUUUAUUCAGUAACCCUGAAUAAAAUAUGGUUUUUAACAUAAGUGAAUUUGAUUUUUUUAGUGCCAGUGAUAGAAAUGGAAUAAGAUCUAUUGGCAUACAUUGUAGGAAAAAAAAAAAAAAGCAAAGCAACCAGACAGUGAAAGUUGAUAAAGUAUUAAUUUAAUAGAAAUCCUGUGUACAAUUUAAAUCCUGUGUACAAUUACUGUGAAUUUCCUAUUGUCUUUUUGUAAUUCUUUAACAAAGAAUUUCCCCUAGGCAUAGCUACUAACAGUAUUAAUAAUAGUCUUAAGAACUAAUUUAAAAGAUUGGCGUUGGAGGCAAGUUAAGGUGCUUAGGAAGCAUUGUAGAAUAAGUUUGAGGAAACAUUAGCUGGCACAAAUAAGAGAUCAGAUUUUAAUGUUCAGCUGUUGUAAUGGAACCUCAUUUUGUUACUAUUCUAGAUCAUUGCUAUUAUAAAUCAUUGUGGUCUGAGGACCAGUAAGGAACAUUGGCAUUACCUGCCAUCUUGUUAAAAAUGCAGAAUUUCAGAGCCACCUUAGAUCUACUGAAUCAUAAUUUGCCUUUUAAUAAGAUCUCAGGUGAUUAUUAUGUACAUUAAAGUUUGAGAAGACAGUAUCAAAGUGCAAACAAAUCACUUAUCUAAUAUUUAGAAUUCUCAGUGGUCUCACAACCCUAGAUCAAAUAUGUUGGAUACUGGAUCAUUAUAAUCUUCAUUGUUUUUAAAGCUAAUUAAUUUUUUAAGAGUGUCAACUGACUUAAGUCCCCUAAUUCUAAAUUUUUAAUGAAUCUCAUUUAUUUUUACAAUAAAAAUGUUAACAUUUUAUAUUCUUCUAUUAUUUGAAAGUGGAAGCAGAGCUGUAGAUGCCUACAAUUUUAAGUAUGAAAGGGGUACCACCCUUUUACACAAUGCACAACAAAUCUGCAUGUGUUUUUUCUUUUAAAAACCCUGAAGGCUUACUCAAAGGAGUGGUUCUGAAUUUUUGCUCCAAGUAAUUUGUCCCAGUUGAUUUUCUGGAAUGUGGAGUUACGUUAACAGUAAAAUUCUUUCGUAGUACCUUUGAUACUAUUUCAAAUAAAGAUUAUACAUUUGAAAAUUUUUAUAGCAGUUAUUAAUACUGGGUAAUGCUAACUGUGGUAACAAUGGUAGUUAUCCCUGCUCUUCUUGUCCCACUCACUUUCCCAAAUUUGAAAGUUGGAGUGGCUUUUGUAGGUCAUUUUCUUAUGAAGAUGCUGAUGUGACCAUUUGGUCACAGAACUUCUGUAUAUCCAGAGUAAUACCUUUUACCACAAGAAGGAUUCUGCACAAAACUGGGGCCUUGCACCCCAUAGCUCAGAGGAUCUGCGCAGACAUUGUAGUCCCAUUCCACAUUUUAAACCUCUAAAAGAUUCUUGAAAUUACCCAACUUCUCACUCUUCAGAUACCCGACUGCCUGGGAUAUUCUAGUGAAGCUGAGUGCCAGCUUUUCCGUUUUAGAAUCCAAGCGGAGAGAGAAACACAGACUUCAGGGGAGUGUCCCAGGGCAGGUGAGCACCCUGGAAUCUCUUAUUAUACCACCAUGGAACUUUUAAAGGCAGCUCUGUAGAUUUGAAGAGUAGAAAUUCUCAGUCCUUAAAUGAUUUCAGUGUGUUUUGAAAAAGCAAUAUUUCAUUGCUCUUUUCAAUUAUGAAGUAACUGCUUAGCAAACAUUAUUCAAUAAUAAUUAUAAAAAUUAUUAUUAACUUUUAAAGACAAAAAGUUAAA
Messenger RNA from Eubalaena glacialis (North Atlantic right whale), 5071 nucleotides. It is a transcript of the gene HYCC1, whose product is annotated as hyccin PI4KA lipid kinase complex subunit 1. Gene Ontology annotation, cellular component: plasma membrane. Gene Ontology annotation, biological process: phosphatidylinositol phosphate biosynthetic process; protein localization to plasma membrane. The transcript has 11 exons. The record is from RefSeq and is a predicted model, not a curated record. The coding region runs from base 113 to 1678 and encodes 521 amino acids. Lineage: Eukaryota; Metazoa; Chordata; Mammalia; Artiodactyla; Balaenidae.